Messenger RNA from Klebsormidium nitens, 3726 nucleotides. The record is from the annotation of a GenBank genome assembly. NCBI's taxonomy places the organism in Eukaryota, Viridiplantae, Streptophyta, Klebsormidiophyceae, Klebsormidiales, Klebsormidiaceae.
CGGGCAGCAGCCUCCAUGCUGAGCUGUGCUCGGCUUGGCUCGGCUGAGCAGGCUUGCAUGGAGCGUUCUGAAACCUGCGACACAAGUUUUCCUCUCCCUCUGCAAUGCUGGCUGGCGUGCUCUUCCUGCAGGGCUACGUCUUUGUCUCCUGCUUCCUUCUGCGGUAUUGUCUGCUGCGCCUUGAUUGCUUGCUCAGUGAUGAAGUGGCCACACACUGAAUUGGCGCCUAGUUUUUGAACCUGUUCGGUGGUGCUGUCUUUCACUAAGUUGGACAGAAGAGGCAGAGCUAACCUGUUCACUGAUUGGAGGGUCAGCUUUUGCUCAGUAGAAGUACAGUGAUUCUUAGAAAGUUAUAAUGGCCCCUCUCUCGAUCUCAGGAAACAUUGAACCUGUGCGCGCAGCGCACCGGUUUGAUGAGUCAGCGCUCCUUCGAUUUCUGCAAAGCAAUGUGGCUCACUUCCCUCAGCAUCCAGAAACCAAACUUACAGUCGGUCAGUUUGGGCAUGGCCAAUCAAACCCCACCUUCUUGCUGGACGUAAGGUCACCGGCCGGGGAGGGGGGGCGCUUUGUGCUGCGGAAGAAGCCCCCUGGAAAGCUCCUGAAGUCUGCGCAUGCAGUGGACAGAGAGUAUCAGGUCCUCAAGGCCCUGAAUGGGACCGCAGUCCCCGUUCCAAAAGUCAUGUGCCUGUGCACUGACGCCUCGGUUAUAGGCACUGACUUCUAUGUGAUGGAACACGUGGAGGGCCGCAUCUUCCUGGACCCUGGUUUGCCAGAGGUGCCGCCGCCAGUGCGGCGCACAAUGUAUGAGGAGAUGGCCAAAACGCUGGCGGCGAUCCAUGCUGUGGACGUUGACCAGGUCGGGCUGAGCCGGUUUGGCCGCCGGGAUAACUACUGCAAGCGGCAGGUCGAGCGCUGGGCUGCACAGUAUGCUGCCUCAGUCAACUUUCCCGACGCCAAGCCCGACCCCAAGAUGCUGGCGCUCAUUGAUUGGCUGCAAGCGCAUGUCCCGGAAGAAGACGCAGGCGCAGCAGGUCCGAUUAAGGGGCUCGUUCAUGGGGAUUAUCGGCUCGACAACCUGGUGUUUCAUCCAACAGAGCCGAGAAUCAUUGCGGUCCUCGACUGGGAGCUAUCCACUCUUGGCAACCAGCGCUCGGACCUCGCCUACGCCUGCCUGCCCUACCUCUUCCCCACCACGUACCGCCAGCUGUACGCCAUCCCCAAACCGCUCCCCGAAGGGAUCCCCCAACAGUCCGAGUACGUCCUACUGUACAGCUCCUCCCUCGGUCUCCCUGCGCCCUCCUCCGAGCAGUUCGUCUUCUACACCGCGGUCUCGCUCUUCCGGGCGGCGGCCAUCUUUGCCGGCGUCUAUCGGCGAGCGCUCCAGGGGAACGCGUCGUCGGAGCACGCGUCCAAGGCGGGGGUGCUUGUGGAGGCGCUCGCUGACAUGGCGCAUGACGUCAUUGGUCGAAGUCCGGGACGGGACGGGGGAGACGCGGGGCUCAGUCAUGCUCAGCAGAAAUAUGCACCUGGGGGCCUCCCGGGUGUUCCAACCGGGCACUUUGGGAAAGAGACGGAAGGGGCUGGGAAUGAGAGUCAUGCGCUCCAGAAGUAUGCGCCGGGAGGUGUCAAGGGGUCCUCGAAAGAGAAAAGCGGUUCGGCGACUGGGUCGAACGAUCUGAGCCACGCCCAGCAGAAGUAUGCCCCGGGGGGCCUCCCUGGGGUUGCAACCGGGCACUUUGGGAAAGAGUCGGAAGGGGCUGGAAAGGAGAGUCACGCGCUCCAGAAGUAUGCGCCGGGGGCUGUCAAGGGGUCCUCGAAACAAACAAGCGGUUCUGCGACCGGUUCGAACGAUCUGAGCCACGCCCAGCAGAAGUAUGCCCCGGGCAGUGUACCAGGGGUGCCAAUCGGGCACUUUGGCAGAGAGGCGGAUGGGGUUGGGGAGGCCAGUCACGCGCAGCAGAAGUACGCCCCAAGCGAUGCCAAGCAGUCCUCGGGUCCUGAAAACGACUCGGAGAAGGCCGCUGGCGAUCUGAGCCACGCCCAGCAGAAGUACUCACCUGGUGGUCUACCGGGGGUUCCAACCGGGCGGUUUGAGGGGAAGAAUGGGAACCGGGAUGAGAGCCACGCGACCCAACGGUACGCACCGACCACGAUCCAGGGGGUUCCGACCAGCAGUCGUGGCGGCCAGGCGGGGACGUGCUGCUGUGAAGGCGGGUGCGCGAAGGCGUCGCUUGGGUUUGAGCCGAGUGCAAAAGCGAAGGCGCUGAAACAGAAGCUGGAGGCUUUCCUUUUGGAGCACAUCUACCCGGCGGAGCCCACUUUGGACGCGCACUCCAAGUCGGACGUCCGCUGGACUAUCCACCCGCUGCAAGAGGAGCUCAAGCGGACGGCACGUGCCCAGGGCCUGUGGAACCUGUGGGUGCCAAACGAGAUGGGUGAAUCUAUUGCGCGCACGCUUGGGCUGCCGCGGGGCUCGCCGCUGUGCGGGGCGGGGCUGACCAACCUGGAGUACGCGCACUGCUGCGAGGUGAUGGGCAAGUCUGCGUGGGCGCCAGAGGUGUUCAACUGCUCUGCUCCUGAUACCGGUAACAUGGAGGUACUCGCCCGGUACGGCACCCCCGCCCAGCAGAAGCAGUGGCUGCUUCCGCUGCUGGACGGCCGGAUCCGCUCGUGCUUCGCCAUGACGGAACCGGACGUCGCCUCCUCCGACGCGACCAACAUCGAGGCGUGCAUCGCGAAGCAGCCGGGCGGCGCUUCGUACGUCCUGAACGGUAAAAAGUGGUGGACGUCCGGGGCGAUGGACCCGCGCUGCCGCGUCGCGAUCUUCAUGGGCAAAACGGAUCCGUCGCUCUCGAAGCACCGUCAGCAGAGCAUGGUUUUGGUGGACAUGGGUUCCGAGGGGGUUAGGGUGGUUAGGCCGCUAACCGUGUUCGGGUUUGAGGACGCCCCACACGGGCACGCCGAGGUGCACUUUGAGAACGUUCGGGUGCCGGCGGAGAAUUUGCUGCUUGGCGAGGGGCGCGGAUUCGAGAUCGCGCAGGGGCGGCUCGGCCCGGGGCGUUUACACCACUGCAUGCGGCUGAUAGGUGCGGCCGAGAGGGGCAUCGAACUCAUGGUGUCAAGGUCCCGGGCCAGAACGACUUUUGGCAAGACGCUGAGCGAGCACGGGGGGCUGAAAGCGGAGAUUGCCCAGUGCCGCAUCGAGAUCGAACAGGCGCGGUUGUUGGUCCUAAACGCCGCCCACCAGUUGGAUCUGCACGGGAACAAGGAGGCCCGGGUGGCGAUCGCGAUAGCGAAAGUCGUGGCUCCGAACGCGGCGCUCAAAGUGUUGGACCGGGCGAUCCAGGUGCACGGGGGAGGCGGGGUGUGCUCGGACUUUCCGCUGAGUCACUUGUGGGUCGCGGCGCGGACGCUGAGGAUUGCGGACGGGCCGGACGAGGUCCACCUGGAGGCCAUCGGACGGGCGGAGCUCGGACGGUCCAGGUUGUAAGCACCGAGCCAGUUUUGACAUUUUGACACUCGCUGCCCAACGUACGCGUUUUGUCGUUCGAGAGUUCUGGUCGAAAACGUAGAGCUAUGUUGCUGUAGAUAGUGACAGUUAUAAUAGUUCCCAAUUUCGCUCAUCGUACGACAGCAAGCAAGUAUAGUAACACACAUCGAUACGAUUCGGUUCCAAGCAGAAUAUACACGCGCGUCUCAAUUGCAAGCAUCCACCACCUGCGACUU